UCGAGUUGAAGCUGAGGCCGCAGGCGUAGCAGAAAACUCCACACUCAGCCUCGCGGCCCUAGUUCAAUCCGGCGUAAGGGGUUGUUGAUGUUGGCUGUAGUCGUUCGAGAAGCGCUGCCAGUAGGCUAUGUAGCUCCAGAAGCAGGGAGGGAGGGACAUGGGGAUCAUGAUGUUCGGGUAUAUAUUUAAGCUUCUUCAUGAUCGCUUUGGAGAUCUUCUGUCCGUGCUCACUAUCAACAACUCAAACAUUCUACGAUAUUAAAACAACUUUCAUCCCAUCUUCUACGAAGAACAAUCUUGAUCUAUCACACUCGAUCUAUCUACCUACUUUAGUUCUCUCUAAAUACCAGACAAAAUGGUUCGAUUCACCAUCCUCGCUACCCUGGCCAUCGCCCUCCCCGCCCUAGCCGUCCCGGUAACCCUCGACCCAGCAGGCGACAAGAACGUCGGAAACGGGCAAGGCAUCCAGUUCAUCGGCGGGCAGUGCCUGAGCUCUGCGGACUGCGCAUCCACCUGCUGCGCCGUUGUGACGGGCGAGAGCUUCGGCGUGUGCUCGGGUCUCGGCGCCCAGUUCCAGGCCGGCAAGGCCGGAUGCGGGUUCGGUGAUGGCGCGGCGGCGAACACCACCGCGUCGUCUUCGUCGUCGAACUAAGCUUGCCAACCUUGAAAGCUGGGGUAGCCGCAUAGAUGAUGAUGAUGGAUGCUAUCGGGCUUAGGCGUGGCAUGGCAUAACGACCGACUACCCACCGACUUAAUGGCUAUCGACUACAACGUCUCCGAUGUGAACGCCAUAGGGGCGUAGGCCACGAUCAUCAUGUUACACUAAGGAUGCACUGAAUGCGGCGCGAUGGGUAUCAUAAAGAACCCAGCUGGUUUUUAGAAGGGUGUUAAUCAUUUUGCAUAAAAAGGGGAGAAGAGCAUGGGGAAAUGGACACUGGAUUGUCUAUCUGUUUUGUACUAUCAUUGUUUGUAUUAAUGAG
This is a messenger RNA of Hypoxylon fragiforme, 980 nucleotides long. RefSeq lists its product as uncharacterized. The transcript is spliced from 2 exons. Lineage: Eukaryota; Fungi; Ascomycota; Sordariomycetes; Xylariales; Hypoxylaceae. Bases 356 to 652 code for a protein of 98 amino acids. The record is from RefSeq and is a predicted model, not a curated record.